AUGGAGCAGCUCUGCUUGCACUUGCCCGCGAAGGAGUUCGCGACGCUGUCCUCUACAGGACAGGAGCUGCAGCGUGUGCUACAGCAGCUCCUCCCAAGGCUUUUAAAAGGCUUGGCGGUGCUGCAGGCGAAGGCUGGCCGCUUGCUGCCCCUGGGUUUGACGCCUUUGGUGCUGUGGCAGACCCUUCGAGAGCCGGUGGUCUCUGUUGACACAGCCUGCCCUGCCUUGGGGCGCGGCCUCAUUGUCCUUAACUUAUACCCGCUGCGACUACGGAGCAUCAACGUGCUACGCUCACGGAGCAUGCAUUAUAGCAGCAUCCUGCAGCCCCAUGAGCUUGCAUGGAAGAUGGGUGGUCAGCUGACACCCCGCGUCCUCCGUGGCAAGCUCUCGUGCACGAUUGCACCCAUCCGAGGAGCUGCAGACUCCGAAAUCUCCAUCAUCCUUUUGGAUUCCGCGGUGCCUAAGCAGCCCCUGAUCACCUUGACUUGGGACUUGCAUCCUCGCAGCCGCGGUUGCUACUACAACAUUCGAGCUUCCAUUCGCGAGGUGGUGUCUUCAAGGUCCUCGUGGGCAUACCGUCAACACACUUGGAGCUUGGGUGAUGGCACCUUGCGUGCCCGGGGAUCGGAGAACGAUACCCGGGAGUACGUUUUGACGUGCCAUCUAGAGAUUGAGUGGGCGGCGGCGCGCUGCUGGAUUCUAGUGCAGGAUCGCUACAAGGAGCUGUGCCUGGAAUCAAACUGCGGUGGAUCAUCGCCGACGGCUGAUGAGCUGCGAUUGCAGCUGUCGCCUGGCACCACUGCAAGCCUGUCGGAGCUACUCCUGGGCUAG
Messenger RNA from Symbiodinium pilosum, 831 nucleotides. Lineage: Eukaryota; Dinophyceae; Suessiales; Symbiodiniaceae. The record is from the annotation of a GenBank genome assembly.